CAUAGUUAAAAAAAAAUAAAACCAAUGCAACGCCCUUUCAUAAAGCAAAGCCAGGCCAAAGAGGCCAUUCGGCUAUCUUCGGUUUUGACCGUGAACAGUCGUGAGCGCACGACAAGUUUGUACUGUGGAUUCGCGUACACAACCUAUAUUGUGGAAACUUCUUUGUCAGAAUGCUCCAAAAAGCAAGAGUUUAUGGCAUUUCAGACCGUCAUGAACCGGGAAUUUCCGUACUUACCUGGCAGGUACCAGGUAGAUACGAAGUGCACUGUGGCUUGGUCAUUUCUGUUGGAAACGUACAACCGUGAGCAUUUUUUAAAUAUCAACAUGAGUGCUCCAAAACGAAGUGGAGUUUCAUGCUCUUACAAAAAUUGUACAGCAAGAUUCAAUCGAGGAGGGGAAGGAGUACAUUUUUUUAGAUUUCUUAAGAAUGGAGACUUAUGCAAGCUCUGGCUUCAGGCAUGUGGUAGAGAAGAUCUUCCGUCUUUGGAAUAUCAACACUACCACAAGACCUGCAGAGUAUGUAGUAACCAUUUCGAAAAUAGAAUGUACAUGGGUCCUUCCAAGUCCAGGUUAUUACCAACAGCAGUUCCAAAGCAGAUUGAGUCUGAUACAAAUAUUCAAGAAGAGAGCGGUAAUAAUCCUGAGUUUCAGCCUCCAGCAAAAAUUCGUUUUAUGCCUUCAUGCAGAAAGCUGAUAAAGCUUCUCCUAGACAUGUUGAUUAGACAUGUUGCUGGUAACGACAACGUCGUGGCAGAUUCUCUGUCUCGUAUAGAUUCUCUUCGCCUUCCGGUUGAGGUCGAUCUUAAUGAGCUUGCGAAGCAGCAGCAAGCCGAUUCACAGCUUCAGUUGAUUCGUAACUCUCCUGACCACCCGUUGAAGAUUAAAGCGAUCCAGUGGGGUUCUAACCACACUACGAUCUUUUGUGAGAUCACUGGCGAGGCCAUUCGCCCGUAUAUACCGGCAGGUCUCCGUGAAACCGUCUUUGGUAUGUUUCAUCGCCCAGCGCAUCCAAGUGCCAGAGUCACCGAUCGCAUGAUUCGCCAGCGAUAUGUGUGGCCUGACAUGCACCGCGACAUUGCAAGUUGGUGCAAAAGCUGUAUUGAUUGUCAGCAGUCUAAGGUCUCUCGUCAUGUGAGACAAAUUCCUCAGCAUUUCGUUGCUCCCGAUGGUCGUUUUGAUCAUGUCCACAUGGACAUUGUUGGACCCCUGCCUCCGCAGGAUGGUUACAUAUAUUGCCUGACGAUGGUGGACAGAUUUUCCCGUUGGGUCGAGGCGGUGCCCUUGCGAGAGGCAUCCGCACAAUCUGUUGCGAGAGCAUUCUUCGACACGUGGAUCUCACGUUAUGGAGCCCCGAAAAUUUUGACUACCGAUCAAGGUGUCCAAUUUGAAUCCAGGCUCUUUUCGGCUCUCCUCUCUUUAAUUGGUUGUGAGCGCAUUCGUACAACACCUUAUCACCCCGCAUCCAAUGGCCUUGUGGAGCGGUGGCAUCGUGUGUUUAAAGCUGCAAUUAUGUGUCAUCCCGACACGAACUGGACUCGAACUCUUUCCACGGUCCUUCUUGGACUCAGAUCUCAGAUUCCUACUUUAUCAAUUGAUGGAAAACAAGCUCACUACUGCUUUUCAUAUAGAGUUUUAUUAAUUGUCAAUUAUUAUAAAUUUGUAACUACGCUGUACAUUUAACUGGUCCUAAUGCACUUGACACGGCUUAGAACGCUCAACAACGGUUUUGAAUUCUCUGAUGAGAACACCCACGAACGGAAUACGAAGUUUCUCAAAACACAAAGCUACCGCUUCAAACGUCCCCACGAGAAUGGAAAAACUUCCAUCCGGAACGGGAAAACGACGCUUUUCCCGGAAGUAGAUGUCGCGGUAAAUUUAUCGGAAGUGUACGCUUCGGCGAGACGGUCGACCAUCAGCAGAGGUCGCCACACUACCCCCUUCUGUGGCGGCACCUACUUCCGGUGGGCCGUCCCGUCGAAAAGUGCACUUCCGGCUGCCGCGGCGCACUCUGUAACGCUAGAAAACGCGGGAAAAGGCAUUUUCCCUCUCCCACGCCAACGCUUGGCGUGAGGCAUUCGUUUCCUCGACCGACCACGGAAAGGUCGAGACGCCCGUCCAUGGUUUAAGUUUAUGUGUGUCCAAAGCAAAAGGAUUACUGUACAUUAUAGAUAGACGAAUUAUAUGUAAGACUGACUAGUUAAAAUAAAAGAUCGGGAUUUAUAUUUUUUGUGAAAGUUUUAGUGGUGUCGAGACUUUCUUUUUCCCCUUCAUGAGAAUCGCCCGUUGGUACUGUAGGGACCGCGCCUUACC
Molecule: messenger RNA, 2310 nt
Organism: Osmia bicornis bicornis
Lineage: Eukaryota; Metazoa; Arthropoda; Insecta; Hymenoptera; Megachilidae
Exons: 5
Coding region: 25-1680 (551 amino acids)
Biological process (GO): DNA integration
Molecular function (GO): nucleic acid binding
Source: RefSeq, a predicted model, not a curated record